UUUGUGCAUUGCUGCGAGCUGGACACACUUUCUCCACCAGCCACUAAAGCAUUUCCCAGUUUGCAGAGAGCAGCAGCCUGGGCUGGACAAGCACAGCCCUGGCUGAGCAGGCUUUCACACAGGCUCUCCAGCAAACCACUGCUCUUCCAGUUCCUGUCCAAUUCCCAAAGCCAUCUUUUCCCUGUAAGGCCAUCUUCACAAGCUAUCCCAGUGGAUUAUAUAUCUGUUCCAAAACUUAAGUUAUGUCCAAGAAAAUUUAAUGGGAAAACCCAAGUUUUAGGUCAGCGUGCGCAUUAGCAAACGGGAACUGCAGUGUCUGAGCUGACAGCUCCCCGUGCCCUUAGGACAGCGAUGCAAUAGCCAGACUUCACUCUCUAAACAGACUGCAGCAAGCCAACCAGGACUCAAAGCAGCUGGUAACAAAGCAAUUGUCCACAUCAGGAACCAGCAAUGAGGGGCCUGGCAGGGUUCCUGCUGUGCUCGUUGCUGCUGCUGGCCCCCCAUUCCACAGGGGUGGCUGCCCAGGACACCCAGCCUGACCCCAAAAUGCCAUGUGCCAACUGGAUGGGAGGAGCACCCGGCUACCCUGGCCACAACGGUGUCCCUGGCCGGGAUGGGAAAGAUGGAAGAGAUGGACUCAAGGGAGAUAAAGGAGAUGAAGGUCCGGCAGGUCCCAAAGGUGAACCGGGCCCAGUAGGAAGCCGAGGCUUUCCCGGACCCCCCGGAUCUCCUGGAACUCCUGGAAUCCCAGGGCAGAAGGGCAAAGAUGCUUUUGUGCACCGCUCUGCCUUCAGCGUGGGGCUGACGGAGCGAAGCCCUGCCCCCAACGUCCCCAUCCGCUUCAGCAAGAUCUUCUACAAUGAGCAGGGCCACUACGACCCCAGCACGGGCAAGUUCCUCUGCAACGUGCCCGGCACCUACUUCUUCGCCUACCACCUCACGGUGUACCUGUCGGACGUCAAGGUCAGCCUCUACAGGAAGGACAAGGCCGUGAUCUUCACCUACGACCAGUUCCAGAACAACAACGUGGACCAAGCCAGCGGCUCCGUCCUGCUGCACCUCAGCUCCGGGGACGAGGUCUGGCUUCAGGUGUAUGGGAACGGAGACAAAAAUGGGGUCUAUGCUGACAACCUCAAUGAUUCCACCUUCAUGGGCUUCCUCCUGUACCCUGACCCAGAUAACUACUAAAGAAGGGGGUGCUGCGUGGAAAAGGAGGAGGUGGCUUAACCCCGGACGUGUCCUGGGGCACUGGCGCUAUAGCUAUAACGUAUUUACCAGAAAAUUGCCUUUUGCAAGGGCAGCGACUGCUGAGGGGGGACCCUUUCUCCUGUGAAAUCACUGAGAUCAUACCAGUACUUCCAUGGAACCAAGAGUUCACUCCUACUUCUGCUCUUGCUUUCCUGUGGAAACCUCAGCCCAAACUCAGAUAGCACUCCUGCCGUGUAAUGAAAAACUCUCAACAUGGCUUAACCUUCCUUUAAAUUUAAAAGUGAGAAGACAAAAAUUCGUUGCAUUAAAAUACGACAUUCUAAAUUUCCCUUUUUUAGCAAUCUAAAUCAAUUUAAACCAAUUGUAGAAAUUUUACUCAGAUUUUAAAGUUUGAGUAGAAGAAGGAAAAUACUACUCACAAAAGCAGAGUGCUCUUGUUUUCAGCUGGAAAAGAUGGUUCCAUUUUUUGUAACUCCCACCGUUUAGGGCCUUUGACUUCCACUCCUGGUUUGUUGUCUCCCUUUUUUUCAGCCCAGAUCUUUGAAUAUAUUCAGGUUAUUAACAUCCACUGAUUUUAAUCCUUUGGUUUUCUGUUUAUGUUUAUCACCUAUUGUUAUCUCUAAUGCAGACAGCAGGCUGAUUGAGAACAGGGAUCUUCUCUUGGGAUUUAUCUGAGAAGCCUUGUGAGCAGCGGUGAGGCCACACAACAAAAGCAGCCCAUUGACUGUGUGGUUUCAGGGGUCCUGAGGUGACCACAAAGAUCCUGUCCCAUCUCCCCUCUACACAGUUCCCAGGUGCAGCCAGAAGUUGAGAUCUAUCAGCUGUGUUUGUCCUUUUCCAGGCCCUAAGUGCACCAUAAGCCAUGGUUUGCCCACCAGCUGGGCAGAGCUUUGGGUGGUGUUGAAGCCUCCCAUGUGGAGUGGGCUCCUGGGAUGAACGCCCCCAUCUCUGCCCCAGCUUUGGACAAGGUUACCUGAAUGCAGAAGAGUGUUAAGGCUGGAAGUAGUAUCAAUCCCAUCAAACUGCUCUCCAAGGAGCUUGCUUGACUUCUAGCUAAAAGAGGAUUUGAUGGUUUCUCAGAUACAUUCAAAGAAGACUCCUGCUCCUACGCUUCAGAACGAGCUAACACAGAUCAGAGCUAAUGCAGUAUUACAAGCACAAAACAGCAUUAAGAGCUUCAACUGAAAUUACAUGCAACAUCAUUUUCCACACUCCAGUGAAUUACCACACUGCAAAUAAAAAACAAUAAAAAGCUCUCUCAAUGA
Messenger RNA from Motacilla alba alba, 2474 nucleotides. RefSeq names its product adiponectin, C1Q and collagen domain containing (gene ADIPOQ). The transcript is spliced from 3 exons. The coding region runs from base 451 to 1188 and encodes 245 amino acids. Gene Ontology annotation, molecular function: protein binding. Lineage: Eukaryota; Metazoa; Chordata; Aves; Passeriformes; Motacillidae. The record is from RefSeq and is a predicted model, not a curated record.